Messenger RNA from Symbiodinium sp. CCMP2456, 1101 nucleotides. Lineage: Eukaryota; Dinophyceae; Suessiales; Symbiodiniaceae. The record is from the annotation of a GenBank genome assembly.
AUGGACUUAGAGGAGGCACGCAAGGAACUUCCAGGCAGCGCCAGUCCAGCAAGCGACCGGGCUGCUGAAGAAGGCAACUGCGAAAGCCAAGCUCCUCGUCAGAAGCCCCGGCUCAUAGGCCAGUAUGCUGGCCACCUGCCUGACAGCUCCCACAAUUUAGUCGAGCAGCUAAUGGCACAGUAUGCCCAGCUCCAGGAGCAGGAGGAGGAGGACACGGAGGCUGCUGCCGAAGAGGCCAAAGCCGCAGCGGCUGCGGCGUUCCGAAAGGCGGAGGCUUUGGACGUGGCCAGCGACGAUGCGAUGCUGAACUACGAGAAGGUUGUCAGGAGCAGGCUCAACAGGGAAGCUGCAUCUUUGGUCUGUGUGGAAGAUCUAGACUCCUUUGUGGAUCCUGCUCCAUAUUGCUUUGAGCUCGUUGAGGGCAUCUACAAGCAUCUCAUCUUAAGUGCAGCAGGUGUUGCCAUAGAGAUGCCAAACCCCUUGGUUUACAUCGAUGAAGCCUUGCUCCCCGGCUCUCGCCAGACGGCGAGCUCAGUGAAGGCGUGGCAGCUGAAGGGCGUGGACUUGAAGUGCCAGACGAUCUCUGGUGCGCACCUACAAGGUGCCUACUUCACAGCUUCACGUGGCUCUCGACUGAGGACGGUGGCUGCAGUGAAGCGGCAGGGUUUGGAGUGGACGUUUGCACAGUCGCUGCCACAGCUCCUCGCCCCUCCCACGGAGACGGCGGAUGACCCACAGGGCGCCGAAGAGGAAGAGGGGGAGGAGCCCCAGGUCGACCGACUGCAAUCGGUGCUGCCCAAGGUCCAUCGGCGCCGCGAUCGCAAGCUCGCCACCAUGCCAGCACGCUUGGGGCCGAAGGACGAGCUGUCCAGCGCACGGUUCAGUGACGGCGAGGGCAAGGAGAAAGCCACGGAGACUCUUGCAGAGCUGCGGGAGUCGGUCCUGAAGCUGCCACUACCGAGACCAAUAACGCUCAAUGCUUUGGGGGAGCCAGAUUUGCCAGUUGUUAUGCGGAAGAAGAAGAAGACUGCCACGAUGCCGGAUGUAAAGGUUCCGCCGUUGGUGUCACGGCCUGGCAGCAAAGUGAGCGUCAUCGGCUGA